Messenger RNA from Penicillium atrosanguineum, 1479 nucleotides. RefSeq names its product putative MFS transporter. Gene Ontology annotation, molecular function: transmembrane transporter activity. Lineage: Eukaryota; Fungi; Ascomycota; Eurotiomycetes; Eurotiales; Aspergillaceae. The record is from RefSeq and is a predicted model, not a curated record. Gene Ontology annotation, biological process: transmembrane transport. Bases 1 to 1479 code for a protein of 492 amino acids. The transcript is spliced from 2 exons.
AUGCUCGGCAAUCGGUUAGCCGACAAAGUGCCGACUCGGAGCGAGGAAGAAAAGGAGCACAUUGAGCUUGAUCCAGCAUUUAUCGUGAAAUGGGAUCGUGAUGACCCUUUAAACCCGCAAAAUUGGCCUGUCCGAUACAAAUGGUGGGUGACUUUCCAGCUGGGCAUGCUCGCCCUGGCUGGCAGUCUCGGUUCUAGCAUUAUGACUCCUGCCGAUAGUAUCAUCGCCAAAUAUGUUGGCGUUAGCAGUGAAGUCUCUGUCUUAGACGUAUCACUCUAUUUACUUGGCUUUGUAUGCGGUCCGAUUAUCUGGGCUCCGAUUUCCGAAAUCUGGGGACGAAGAGUCUCCAUUCUACCCGCCGUCUUCUGCCAGGCACUCUUCGCCGUUGGUACAUCUAGAAGUACCAGCGCAUCCUCCAUCUAUGUCACUCGCUUUUUCAGCGGGUUCUUCGGCUCUGCACCGAUCAGUAAUGUCACAGCUGCCCUGGGUGACAUGUGGAGUCGAGAAACUCGAGGCGUCGCAGUCAGCUUGUACGCAGUGGCAGUGAAUGGUGGCCCAUCUUUAGGACCCGUCAUUGGCUCGGCAAUUGUGACGAAUUCGAAUCUCAACUGGCGCUGGACCGGAUACAUUUUGGCCAUCUGGGUCUUUGUGACCUUUCUCCUGGGCUUUUUCUUCCUCCCCGAGGUGUAUCCCCUGGUCCUUCUCAAGAACAAGGCCGAAGCUCUGCGGAAAGAGACAAAUGACCCGCGCUAUUAUCACCCACAUGAGCACAUCAAACUUGAUGUCCAUUCGAUUGUGACGAAACAACUAUCUCGCCCGCUGGUCAUGCUCUGCACCGAGGCCAUCGUCACCUGCAUUGCACUAUACGCCUCUUUCGUAUAUGGUGUCAUGUAUCUUACCUUGGAAGUAUUUCCCAUCGUCUUCGAAGAUAUCCGUGGCUGGGAACCCGUCGUUGCAUCGCUACCAUUCCUGGCACUCUUGAUUGGUGUGAUUUCCUCCGUGGGGCUCAACAUUUGGAAUCAGUACCGUUACAACAGAAUCGCAAAAGAAGCCAACGGAAGAGCAGUUCCUGAAGCAAGAUUACCACCAAUGGCUAUUGGCGCGAUCUUCUUUGUCGUGGGAGCAUUCUGGUUCGCGUGGACGGCAGAACCACCUCAUCACUGGAUCCUGCCUUGUCUGGCUGCAUUAUUCAUCGGUAUCGGCUUUAAUUGCAUCUUUCAGCAGUGUCUCAACUUUCUUAUUGAUGUUUACGGCAUAUAUGCCGCCAGUUCCACAGCGGCGGUCACGUUCUUGCGAAGCAUUAUGGCGGCUGGGCUUCCUCUGGCGGCCAAGCCGAUGAUCGGGGCUCUAGGGGUUGGUCCCGGAGUUUCGAUCAUCGGAGCUGUGGCUGCAGCCUUGCUGCCAAUUCCAUUUUUGUUCAUGAAGUAUGGUCCAAGACUGCGGAAGAUGUCAAGGCUCACACCAGAGGAUCCGAAUUGA